Molecule: messenger RNA, 2552 nt
Organism: Diorhabda sublineata
Lineage: Eukaryota; Metazoa; Arthropoda; Insecta; Coleoptera; Chrysomelidae
Product: PAT complex subunit CCDC47
Exons: 5
Coding region: 1088-2485 (465 amino acids)
Biological process (GO): endoplasmic reticulum calcium ion homeostasis
Cellular component (GO): endoplasmic reticulum
Molecular function (GO): calcium ion binding
Source: RefSeq, a predicted model, not a curated record
UCCGUAUGUUAAAUAUUCUGUAAUUUAAGUUAAUUCAAUUACAUUUACUUAUAUUACUAACUCAAAUUCAAUAAAAAUUGCGAACACUAAGACAAGAAAUAUCAGCUGUGCAUAAACUCCAAAAAGCAAUGCCUUCCGGAUAUGUAGAUACGCACGCCUCUGUUUUGAAUUUACGCGGUGGCAAUUUUGUGUAAUGUGAAAUUUGGUGCGUGGACAUGUUUCUCGGAGUGGGUGAUACCUACACAUAUUUUUGAAGGUUGUACGAUUAUUGUUCAACGAAACCUUACGUUAAAUUAAUAAAAAAUUGCAGGAAAGGAAACAUCUACUUUGAAGAAACAAUUGCGGAAUUAUUUUACUGUAAACUGUACUCCAGAAUUAGCCAUAUGACACAUGGUACAAAUAAUAUAAUUUUGGAUCUUUUUUUCUAUGAAAAUCAGUUUAAACUAACAUUCAUAUAAAAGAAGUUGAAAUAAACAUUGUAAUUAGAAAAAAUUAUUCGCUAGAAGUAUAUUUGGUUGCAUAACUAUUAGUGUGAAAUUACACAGAAUAAGUUUACACGAUAUCACACGACAAUUUUAUUUCUUCUGACUAAAUCAGCGCUAUCCAAAUGUGAAAAUAUUAACUACUAAUUUCUUUUACAUCAUAAAAAAUAGUAGCAAAGGUAAGUGUAUAUUUUGAAAUAGCAGUUAAGUUAUGAAAGUAGAUGUUUAAAAUAUUACACUUGAAACAUUUAGACUUUUGUUUUGUUGAACUCCGUAAUCUGAAAACUAAUUGUUAAAAUCAUAAAAAAAGUAUGAGUAGCAUGAACUCCUUAUAAUUUUUAAGAAUCAUGAGUUAGAAUCAAAUAUUAAUUCACUAAUACACUGUUAAAAUAAAUUUUUUUUAAAUUUGUUAUUUUUCAACUAUAUUUUUUAUGUUGGUACCUACUUGGAUUGAUUUGACAUUGAUUUAUAUAUGAAACGUCUAUGACAUAGUUCGUUUGUGGUUCGUAACCAAAAAGAAGAAUAUAUAAUAAAAUAGGUUACGUGAUUGUAGAGUAACUAGAUUUAUAAAAUUAGAAUUUGGAACAAAAUUUUUAGAGAGAAAUAUGUUGAUACGUUACUUAAUUCUAUCAAUAUUUUUAAUUCAAAUUAUUCAGUGUGGUUUAACUCAUCAAGAUAGUGAUGAACUUGAUUCGUUAGACAAUGAUUUUGCUGAAUUUGAAGAUUUUGAUGUUGAAGACGAACAAAAUGUACCUGAGGAAAAUUUGAAUACAGCACCAAAGUCAUCAGAAAAAAUACUGAUUGAAGAUGAAAUAGAUAUAAUAGUGAAUGAUGAAGAUGACGAUUCGGAAUUUGAGCACUUCCAAGAUGUGGAAGAAUUUGAAGGUUUUGAAAUAAAAGAAGAACAAGUAGAGAGUGAACCGAAAAUAACAAUAGCCAAAGUACCUGUAAACUUCCGCCAAAACUGGGAUAGUUAUUAUUUAGAAAUAUUGAUGUUGUCAGGAUUAGUGGUGUACUUUAUAAAUUUCGUCACUGGGAAAAGUAAAAAUGGCAAAAUUGCUAAUACUUGGUUCAAUACUCACAGACAACUAUUGGAAGAUAAUUUUUCUUUAGUUGGAGAUGAUGGUUCUUUAGAUAGGAACGAAAAUGUUAAUUUAAUUAAAGAAAGUGAAAAUGUAUUUACCCUUUGGUGCAGUGGAAGAACAUGUUGCGAAGGUAUGCUUGUGGAACUCAAACUAAUAAAGAGACAAGAUUUACUAGCUAUACUAUCUGGUAUGAUGCGUCCUACUAUGGACCAAAUCCACAUCACUGUCCGCAUGAACAAAGAAGACAUGGACACUUUUAUAUUUUGUCUCGCCGCUAAAAAAACGGCCCAACAACUCGUUAAAGACAUGGCAGAUUUAAGUGUAUAUUGUCCAGAACGUAAACCUGGUGAUAAAUUCAAUGUUUCGUCAUCUUUUAAUGUAAUGAGUGAAAUUGGAGAAGCCACGUCUGCUAUUUUGGAUAGUAAAGUUUCAACUGUAAUCAAUAAAUAUCCUGAAUAUAUCGAUUUUAUUCAUUUUUCCGAUCAAUACUCUGGAGUAAAACAGACUGAGGAUAGUGGAGCUUUAAAAUUACCUGAGACUGAAAAAGUGCUUAUGUUCAACUUCAAUAUUCCAGUUAAAGGAAUGUCUCUCGAAGAGGCUUGUUCAAAGUUAACUCCACUUAUGAAUAUGGUAUUUUAUUGUAUAGAUAAAGUUAAACGUAUCAGACUUACUAAAGAAGCAAAAACUAAAGCGGAUAAGAAUCGCCAGAAAGUUGAAGAAGCCUUUUUGAAGUCGACACAUCAAGCUAGGGCAGAAGCUGCUGCUGCCAGAAAAGAAGAAAAGAGACGUUUGGAAAAGGAGAAGAUAAUGGCGGAAGAUGAUCCAGAACGACAAAGACGUUGGGAGAUCAAGGAAGAGAAGAGGCAAGCGAAAAAGAGAGGACCCAAAAUGAAACAAUUAAAAGUGAAGGCUUUGUAAAUAAAUCGAUCUCCUUUUCUAUUUAUAGUUUCCGGUAGUUAAAUAAAACGAUUCUUGUUGUACGGAU